AUGAACGCCGAUUCUGUAGAUAAUGGUGAUAUUACAGUUAUACAUUCAUUUACCGAGGAGAUUACUCACGUCGAUAAUCAACAAAACGAGAAUUCAACACAAAAUCAAACUAAUGCAACAAAAUCUGUCGGAGUUACUAAGAAAAUGAAGAAGUUGCCAAUGACUCCAACAGCUUUGAAACAUUCGUGUUGGUCAAGACAUCGAACUUCAACAGCUGUAGGUGCAUUUGCUCUCUUCACAAGUCUAGCAAUAACUGUUAGUGUAUUGGUGGUUUGUUUCACUUUACCAAAAGCAAAAGUUCAACAGUGUGAACUAAAAUUUACACAAACUCCACAGAACCCAAUCGAAUACAACUUUGGCCCUCGAUCUGUUGCCGUUGGCAAUUUCGAUGGUGAUGAACAAUUAGAUAUUGUUGUUGCUAAUCGUGUCGAUGAUAGUAUAUCUAUAUUUCUUGGAUAUAAUAAUGGUGUUUUUUCAAGUAAUAUGAUGUAUUCGACCGGUUUACAUUCUGCACCAUACAUGGUAGCCAUCGGUGAUUUUAACAACGAUCAUCACACGGAUAUUGCUGUCGCAUAUUUCGGUACUAAUAGCAUCGGUAUAUUUCUUGGAGGUGGAAACGGCUCUUUCAUCAAUGAAACAGUAAUCUCAACUAAUUCAUCUCGCCCAAUUUGGAUACAUAUAGCUGAUCUCGAUAAUGACACAUCAUACGAUAUUAUUACUGCUAAUUAUGGAACUGAUAGUAUUAGCAUAUUUUAUGGAUUUGGAAAUGGAACGUUUUCAUAUCCAGUCACAUAUUCAACUGGAUAUGAUUCUUCGCCAUUCUCGGUCAUCAGUGCAGAUUUUAACAAUGAUAAUCAUUUAGAUCUUGCUAUUGCAAAUUACGGCACAAAUAAUAUAGGUAUAUUUAUUGCAAAUGGCAACAGAACCUUUUUACAUCAACAGAUAUUUUCAACUGGAAUUAAUUCACAUCCAUAUUCACUCACCGUUGGGCAUUUUAAUAAUGAUAACUUAUUGGAUAUCGCUGUCGCUAAUAAUGGAGCAAACAAUGUCGGUGUACUUCUAGGAAACAACAACGGCAUUUUUACAAGUCAAACAACAUAUUCGCUUGAUACUUCCUCACCAUAUUCUAUUAAUCUGGGCGAUUUUAACAAAGACAAUCGACUUGAUUUAGUCGUCAGUAAUAAAGGUACUAAUAACAUAGGCGUAUUGCUGGGAAUUGGCAAUGGUAGUUUUUCUCAACCAACAAUGAAUUCAACCGGUUCCUCUUCUUCUACCUCACUUGCUGCAGUCGAUUUCAAUAAAGACAAUCUACUCGAUGUAAUUAUAAUCAGCAAUGAUACUGGCAGUAUAGGAAUUCUUUUUGGUUAUGAUGAAGGCUUUCAACCACAAACUACGUAUUCAACUGGCUCUCUGCCAUCGUCUGUAGUUGUUGGUGAUUUCAACAAUGACACACGACUAGAUAUCGUCGUUGCUAAUACGAAGAACAACACUGUAAGUGUACUUCUCGGUUAUGGCAAUGGUUCUUUUGCAAAUCAAACUACCUAUUCAACUGGCCGCUCACCAUCUUCUGUAGCUGUUGGUGAUUUCAACAAUGACAAUCGACUGGAUAUCAUCGUUGCCAAUGCGGAUGACAACACUACAAGUGUACUUCUCGGUUAUGGCAAUGGUUCUUUUGCAAAUCAAAUUACGUAUUCAACUGGCUCAUCGCCAUCGUCUGUAGCUGUUGGUGAUUUCAACAAUGACACUCGACUAGAUAUCGUCGUUGCGAAUUAUAAUGAUAGCACUGCAAGUGUACUUCUCGGAUAUGGCAAUGGUUCUUUUGAAGAUCAAAGUACAUUUAUAACUGGUCCUUAUCCGACUUUUGUAGCUGUUGGUGAUUUCAAUAAUGACACUCAAAUGGAUAUUAUCGUUGCUAAUUCAGACAGCAAAAGUGUAAGUUUACUUCUCGGCUAUGGCAAUGGUUCUUUCGCAAACCAAACUACAUAUUCAACUGGCGAUUAUUCAAAUUCUGUAGGUGUUGGUGAUUUCAACAAUGACACUCGACUAGAUAUCGUCGUUAUCAAUCAGAAUGAGGACACUGUAAGUGUACUUCUCGGUUAUGGCAAUGGUUCUUUUGCAAAACAGACUACCUAUCCAACUGGCCCUAGUCCAGUUUUUGUAGCUGUUGGUGAUUUUAACAAAGACACUCUACAGGAUAUCAUCAUUGUUAGUCGAGGUGCCAACAAUGUUGGUGUACUUCUCGGAUAUGGCAAUGGUUCUUUUGCAAAACAAAUUACGUAUUCAACUGGCUCUUUUCCAUAUUCUAUAGCUGUUGGUGAUUUCAACAAUGACACUCGGGCUGAUAUUGUCGUUACCAAUCAGGAUAACAGCACUGUAAGUGUUUUGCUUCAUUAUAGCAAAGGAUCGUUAGGUAACGAAAUAACAUUUGCAGCUGGUGGUGGUUCUCGUCUACAAUAUGUUGCUGUCGAUGAUUUAAACAAUGAUACGAUGUUAGAUCUUGUCGUCGUUAAUUAUGGUACUAAUGAUAUUGGUAUACUUUUUGGAAAUGGUAAUGGAUUAUUUGCAGAACAGAAAACAUUUCCAACGGGCUCAAAUCCAGAUUCACUUGCUAUAGGUGAUUUUAAUAACGAUGGUCAAUAUGAUUUUGCUGUAGCUAAUUAUGGUAGCAAAAACAUUGAUAUACUUGUUGGAAAUGGAAAGGGAACAUUUACACGUCAAAUAACUGAUGGAUCUAACUUGAUUUUCGCUCCUGUAGUUGUUACUGCUGGUGACUUCAACAAUGAUGGACAAUCAGAAAUCAUUGUCGCAUAUGACAAUACUGAUAAUAUAGAUCUAUUUGUUACAUUUGAUCCUGGGGCUUUUACAAAUCAAGUUACGUAUUCAGCUGGCUCUUCACCACAGCCUAUAGCUGUUGGUGAUUUCAACAAUGACACUCGACUAGAUAUCGUCGUUGCUAAUUAUUAUGAUAGCACUGUAAGUGUACUUCUCGGAUCUGGUAAUGGUUCUUUUGAAAAACAAGUUACGUAUUCAACAGGCCGCACACCAUAUUCUUUAGCUGUUGGUGAUUUCAACAAUGACACUAGACUGGAUAUCGUCGUUGUUAAUUUAUUUGACAACACUACAAGUGUACUUCUCGGAUAUGGCAAUGGUUCUUUUGCAAAUCAAAAUACCUAUUCAACUGGCCGCUUACCAUCUUCUGUAGCUGUUGGUGAUUUCAAUAAUGACACUCUACUGGAUAUCGUUGUUACCAAUCAGAAUGACAACACUGUAAGUGUAAUUCUCGGUUAUGGCAAUGGUUCUUUUGCAAAACAAAUUACGUCUUCAACUGGCUCUUCUCCAUAUUCUAUAGCUGUUGGUGAUUUCAAUAAUGACACUCGACUAGAUAUCGUUGUUGCUAAUCAAAAUGACAACACUGUAAGUGUACUUCUCGGAUACGGUAAUGAUUCUUUUGAAAAACAAAUCACGUAUUCAACUGGCACUUGGCCAUCUUUCGUAACUGUUAGUGAUUUUAAUAAUGAUUCUCGACUGGAUAUUGUUGUUGCUAAUGGAUAUGACAACACUGUGGGUAUAUUUCUCGGAUAUGGCAAUGGUUCUUUUGCAAAUCAAACUAACUAUCCAACUGGUCCUUAUCCAUCUUCUAUAGCUAUUGGUGAUUUCAACAAAGAUACUCGACUGGAUAUCAUCGUUAGUAAUUCGAAUGGGAACACUAUAAGUGUACUUCUAGGUUAUGGUAAUGGUUAUUUUACAAAACAAGCUACGUAUUUAGCUGGUUCAAUUCCAUAUUCUGUAGCUAUUGGUGAUUUCAACAAUGACGCUCGACUAGAUAUCGUCGUUACUAAUUCGAACGGUAACACUGUAAGUAUAUUUCUUGGUUAUGUAAAUAAGAUUUUCCAAUAUCAAAUGACACUGAUAACUGGUAAGAGUUCUAUUCCGCGAUCAUUGACCGUUGGCGAUUUUAAUAAUGACUCUUAUAUGGAUAUCGCAGUUACGAAUACAGGCACCAAUAAUAUUGGUAUUUUUCUUGGAUUUGGUAAUAAUUCUUUUUUAAAUCAAACAACGUUUCCAACGGGCUCCGGUCCAUGGUCUUUAGCUGUUGCUGACUUAAAUAAUGAUACUCGAUUAGAUAUGAUUGUCAGUAAUAUUAAUGAUAGUAAUAUCAGUGUAUUUCUCGGUUAUGGCAAUGGAUCUUUUAUGAAUCAAACAAUAUAUUCAACUGGAAUUAACGCUGAACCUUACUCAGUUGCCAUUGGUGAUUUCAAUAAUGACACCUUAUUAGAUAUUAUUGUCGCUAAUUAUCGUGCUAGCAAUGUAGUUAUAUUGUUUGGAUCUGGUGGUGGUAGAUUUACAAAUUCAAAAGUAUAUUUUGUUAGUUAUGGAUCUUUCCCGUUUUCUGUUGUUGUUGGAACUAUGAAUUCAAAUGAUACUUUACUAUUAGAUGGAAAUUCAAGGGAUAAACAAUACGAUAAACAUUUUACUUAUAUUGAUGAUAAAGGGAAAAGUUUUAUUUAUGGUGGUAUUAAAUAUUGUCGAUCAUGUGGGUGGAAACGUUUUGCAAUUAAAAUUGUUGGAAAAUAUGAAAAUGAAGUAUGGCUUGGAUCAAAUAAUAGUCCUGAUCAUUGA
This is a messenger RNA of Adineta steineri, 4620 nucleotides long. The record is from the annotation of a GenBank genome assembly. NCBI's taxonomy places the organism in Eukaryota, Metazoa, Rotifera, Eurotatoria, Adinetida, Adinetidae.